AUGGAAGAAAUCAACACAAAUAUAAAACCCAAACUAGUAUUUAUAUUAAGUAACAAGAAGAAGCAAUUAUUAUCAAUUGAUGAUUACAUUUACCAACAUAACAAAUCGACUGAAAACGUGUCAUAUUGGAAAUGCGAAGAGAUAUCGUGUGGGGCAGGUGUUCAUCUGUAUCCAAAUAAGGAAUUUAAAAAAUUCACCAAACAUCAUCACAAUCACAUGCCGGUGCCUGAACGAGUUGAAGUUCGUCAGUUAAUGAUGAAUAUAAAAAAACGAGUCCUGAGCGAGACAACCGCAAUUGGUCAAAUCUAUAACGAGGAACUUGCGAAAGCAGAUCUUUCAAAGCCAGCUCUUGCUAUGGCUUCUUCUGCGAGAAAUGCUAAUUCUGGUCUUAACCAAGCUCGUCGAUUAACAACUCCAAACCUGCCAACUGCAAUCAACUUUGAUAUUCCAACACAAUACAAAACAACCAACGAUGGUAAACGCUACUUAUUGGUUGAUCGCGUGCAAAAGUGUGAUGGAGAAGUUUUUAAUCGGAUCCUAAUAUUUGCAACAGAUGAUCAAUUGAAAACAUUAUUCAACUCCACCCAUAUUAUGAUGGAUGGGACAUUUCAUUCGUCUCCGUCGCACUUUCAUCAAGUUUAUACGAUACAUGCAAUGAAAAAUGAUCAUAGUUUUCUGUGUGUUACGGCUCUCCUUGGUAAUCGAACUGCGGCAACAUAUAAAGAGUUGUUCGCGAUUCUCACUGAGCAUGCUGGUCGACUUAAUCUUCAAUUUCGUCCACAAAAAAUUACAUCUGAUUUCGAAGCUGCUCUUAUCAAAACAAUUGCUGACCAAUUGCCAAAUACACGCCAUGUGGGCUGCAAUUUUCAUUUUGUAAAUGCAAUUAAUCGUCAGAUUCAACAACUUGGAUUGGUUGCUGAUUUUCGUAAUGAUGAAUCUGUACGGUCAUGCUCACGUGAACUGAUGGCGCUUGCACUUGUGCCCAUCGAUGCACUUGAAAUUGCCUUUAAAGAAGUUGUACGUGAAUCUCCAAGUUCAUUAAAACCAUUACUUGAUUAUUUUGAUCGGUAUUGGAUGACAAAAGUAAAGUGGACAUUAUGGAAUGUUUCUGACGUCGAGAUGAAAACAAAUAACUUUGUCGAAGGUUGGAACCACAGAUUCAAUCGAUUAGUAUCCAAAUACAAUCCGAAUGUCUGGCAUUUGUUUGAUUGUUUGAAGAAGGAAGAAGUUCUUGUACGUCAACAAAUGUUAAAAAUGAUUACAGGCGAAAAGAAGGACAAAUGCAAAAAAGUUCUUCUUCGACAAGAACGAAUUUCUUUUAUUCAAAUGCAGUUUAACGAAGGGCAAAUCAAUCUGAGUGAAUUACUCGAAGGACUAUCACUACUAAUCGGAGCAACCAAAUAA
This is a messenger RNA of Adineta ricciae, 1404 nucleotides long. The record is from the annotation of a GenBank genome assembly. Lineage: Eukaryota; Metazoa; Rotifera; Eurotatoria; Adinetida; Adinetidae.